GCUCUGGCGCGGUGGCCGGGCUCCGAUGGGGACGGGCCGGCAGCGGCGCCGGGCGCCCGGGGGCCUCUCCGCCGCCCAGCGCGGUGGCGCGGGCUGAGGGGAGCGGGCCGCCUGCCGCCGCCCUCCCGCUCCCUUCUCCUCCGCUGGAAGAAGGUGCAGAGCAUGGAGAAUGAUGAACUUCCGCCAGAGGAUGGGAUGGAUUGGUGUGGGGUUGUACUUGUUAGCAAGUGCUGCAGCUUUUUAUUAUGUCUUUGAAAUCAAUGAGACUUACAACAAAUUAGCACUGGAGCACAUUCAGCAACACCCCAAAGAGCCACAGGAAGGAACCACAUGGACUCACUCAUUAAAAGCACGACUGCUAUCCUUGCCUUUUUGGCUAUGGACUAUAAUAUUUUUAAUACCAUAUUUACAAAUGUUCUUGUUUCUCUAUUCCUGUACAAGAGCUGACCCCAAAACCGUCGGAUAUUGCAUCAUUCCUAUCUGCUUGGCUGUUCUCUGCAAUCGUCAUCAAACAUUUGUGAAGGCCUCUAAUCAGAUCAGUAGAUUACAACUGAUUGACACUUAGCUCAAUUUCUGGGUUUUGUAGCUGUUCAGAAACAAUUCCAUAUGGCUCAUCUAAUCACAAGACUGAAGUAGAGAGAAGACUGGAAAGAGCCUUUUCUAUCAAACUGUUAAGCAAUGAAGAAAGUUACUGUUUUCUAUUUACAGAAAAAAAGAAGGAAAAAAAUUAACUACAAAGGUUUUUAAAUAUAGGUCUCUCAGAACGGCCAGAGUGGGAGAGCCCUGCGUGACACUUGAUGGAAGUACUCCUUGUUUUGCCUUAAUGAUGCAAAAUUGCAACACUCCAUCUGAAACAUCGUAUGGGGGGAUAAGUCUGGUCCAUGAUUUUACCCUUCUGUGCAAAAAAGUGAUUUCCUGUUUUCCCUUGGAGAAAAAUCAAUGAAAAGAUACUACUUUUGUGGUAAAUGUAAAAGGAAAAAAAAAAAGAAUGUGAUUAUAAAAGCUGCACUUAACACAAUUCUUUGCCUUUUUUUUUCUUAAGUAAUUCAUGUCUACAUCAGUGCUGGUUUUUAAUGAUUUUUUUAAAAAGUAAGUUUAGAUGCACAGGGAGCAAGAAUAAACUUGGUGUGGAUCUCUCAAGGGAAAAAGGUAUCUUUUUUUCCUAUGGUAGCAUACUUUUUUCAGUAACCACAACAAUAGCACAUUGCAGCAGACAGGCACUGAGGAGUGGCAUAGGCCUGGAGACUGGUGCUUUAAACAUCAGAAGCAGUUUAUGCUGGCACUGGCCUGUAGUCUGCACAAAACUUCAUUUGUGUUUCCUCAUACAAGUGAUUGGCAUUUACUGCCAUUUUAGUUUCACUCUGGACAUGAUGUAAAACCAUGUUCUGGGAGCACUGAUGUAUUAUGAAAAUCUCUGCAUUUGGAGAAGCUAACUGGUAUUAGGUUGGGGUGGAUGCUACAAAGAAGUUGUUGGACAGACCACCAUGUUUCUUCCAGAAAUUUUAAGAAGAUAACCUUCUUCUCAUUCUUGCAAUGAAUAAAAAUCUUUUCAGUCAUA
Pogoniulus pusillus (Red-fronted tinkerbird) is the source of this 1558-nucleotide messenger RNA. It is a transcript of the gene LYSET, whose product is annotated as lysosomal enzyme trafficking factor. The record is from RefSeq and is a predicted model, not a curated record. NCBI's taxonomy places the organism in Eukaryota, Metazoa, Chordata, Aves, Piciformes, Lybiidae. The transcript has 2 exons. Bases 170 to 565 code for a protein of 131 amino acids.